AUGUAUUGGCUAGAACCUGGUUUAGAUUUAGCUAAGGGUUUAAGAGUGCUUAGGACGGAUGCCGAAGUGAUGAGAAUGUGUGAGAGUGCGAUGAAGAAUGAUAACACUGUCCAUCUUUAUUUUGAUCAUCCUAUUGAUGCCAACCCUGGAAUUGUUGACGAAGAUGUGGUGUCUGAUGGUAGUGGUGAGAGUGUGUAUGAAAUCAAUCCGUCUGUUGAUAAUGUGAACGAAGAUAAAGUGACUAAUAAAGUAAUUGGUGAGACUAAUGAGAGGGAGAAUAAAUUUGUGAAUGAGGCAACUUUUGAGGUUAAUGAGUUGAAUAAAGGUGUGAGUGUUGUUGUGAACGAAAUUGUGAACGAAGUUGUGAAUGAGGCCACUAUUGAGGUUAAUGAGUUGAAUAAAGGUGUGAGUAGUGUUAUGAAUGAAGAUGUGAAUGAAGUAAAUGGGGAUAAAGACACUAAAGUAGCAGCAGCUCCAGAGAAGGGUGUUAAGAAGGCUGACGGUGAUUCUGGAGAAGCUGAGACAAUAAAUGAAGACAAACAUGAGAAUAAUGCUAAUGAUGCUAAUGAAGGUGAUCAUUUUGGAACUCCAAUUGUGGAUGACUUGAUGCCAGAGCCUCAACCGUCUGGACAGAGAAUUGUACUUGGAAAGGAUGAUGAAGAACCAAAGGUAGAGGUGCCUAACCCGAAUAGAGAAGAUGGAGACAGUGGACCUGAGAUGUAUCAAUACAAGUCUGAAGAACUAUGUAGCCCUCCUGGAUCUGAUGAUGAAGAGGAACCUGUAUUUUCUCAACAUAACCCCAACACACCAUAUGGAAAAAUUACUUUGGAGUUCAACAUGGAGUUCGAGACCAUGGACCACUUCAAAGCAGUAGUGCGGAAGUAA
Messenger RNA from Arachis duranensis, 885 nucleotides. RefSeq lists its product as uncharacterized. The record is from RefSeq and is a predicted model, not a curated record. NCBI's taxonomy places the organism in Eukaryota, Viridiplantae, Streptophyta, Magnoliopsida, Fabales, Fabaceae. The transcript has 3 exons. Bases 1 to 885 code for a protein of 294 amino acids.